GCAAACACACACACAAUGAGUGCUGCGCGCGUCUCGGCGUCCUGGUGACUGAUCGGCGCUGUCAAACGUAGACAACAAGAGAUUGUCUGUCGUCGUAUCUCUGAGGAAAACACGUAUUAUGGCUCGCGGCUUAACUCAGCUGUUAUGAACAGAACACAGAAACGAAGAGACUUGAAAAGACUCGAUCAGAAAGCGCUUUGAAGAAAAUGUCAAAUUGGGACCGAAACAAGAAGAUCCUCCUGGAUUUGGUCAAAGAGCCCGGGAACGACCGAUGCGCCGAUUGCGGAGCUCCGGACCCUGACUGGGCCUCCUGCAGCCUGGGAAUCUUUGUGUGUUUGGACUGUUCUGGACCUCACCGCAGCCUGCCCGCUGCCAGCCGCAUCAAGUCCAUACGGCUGGAUUUCUGGGACGACGAGCUGGUAGAGUUCAUGAAGGCCAAUGGGAAUGCCAAUGCUAGAGCUUUCUAUGAGAGGUCCGUCCCCAGCUUCUACUAUCGUCCACAGCAAUGGGACAGCGCAGUCCUAAGGGAACAGUGGAUAAGAGCGAAGUAUGAGAGGCUGGAGUUCACAGGGGAUAACAUACAUCUCCAGAAGGCCUAUUCCGGAGGAGCCUAUCAAGGGAUACUUUGGAAGAAGGGCAAAGACAAGGGACAGUUUCAGAAAAGGAAAUUCGUUCUUUCUGAUGUGGAUUUCACUCUGAAAUACUUCAACAAAGAAGAUACCAAAGGGCCCAAAGCAGUCAUUUUCAUAAAGACGCUGAAUGCCAUCUUUCAGCCGGAGAAGAUUGGACACCCACAUGGACUUCAGAUCACGUUUUUAGAGGAGGGACGCACCCGGAACCUGUUUGUGUACCAUGAAAGUGGUCAGGAAAUUGUGAACUGGUUCAAUGCCAUUCGCGCCACCCGACUUGCCUACUUGAAGACGGCCUUUCCCACAGCCAGUGACAGCGAACUGAUUCCAUGGAUAACCAGAAAUUACACGAAAGAAGGUUAUAUGGAGAAGACUGGACCCAUGCAACGUGAAGCCUUCAGAAAAAGAUGGUUUGUGCUGGACUCCCAAGAGAGGAAGCUGCUCUACUUCAAAACCCAACUGGAUGCAGUUGAGCUGGGAGCAGUGUUCAUUGGCCCUGAGGACAUGGGUUACUCUGUGACAGAGAGGCAACCUAGGGGCACCAGGGGGAACAAGUGGAAGUUUGGGAUGAUGGUGGAGACUCCCGAGCGGCAGUUCAUCUUCAUGUGUGAGCAGGAGCGGGAGCAGAAGGAGUGGCUAGAAGCUAUCGGACAUGUUAUCUCGAAACCUAUGCUGCCGCAGGACUAUGCCACUGAAGCUAAUUUGCGUCGAAAGAGAUGAAUACCAACAUAUGGAGAUCAGGGUCACUCUCCUGCUCAAGAAGGAAGAUGUAUGGACUAGCGUUUGGGCCCGAAUGCUCUGGAGUGAUCCCUAUGGACCUGUGUGCACUCUUCUGGGUCUAAACACACUGCAUAGACAAUAUACUUUUUUGGUUCCCAUUGUGUCAUUACACCUGUAAG
Scleropages formosus (Asian bonytongue) is the source of this 1528-nucleotide messenger RNA. RefSeq names its product ArfGAP with dual PH domains 2 (gene adap2). Gene Ontology annotation, biological process: positive regulation of GTPase activity; heart development. The transcript is spliced from 11 exons. Lineage: Eukaryota; Metazoa; Chordata; Actinopteri; Osteoglossiformes; Osteoglossidae. Gene Ontology annotation, cellular component: plasma membrane; cytoplasm; intracellular membrane-bounded organelle. The coding region runs from base 207 to 1349 and encodes 380 amino acids. Gene Ontology annotation, molecular function: phosphatidylinositol bisphosphate binding; GTPase activator activity; phosphatidylinositol-3,4,5-trisphosphate binding. The record is from RefSeq and is a predicted model, not a curated record.